AUGGAAUCACGAAUUCCAAUUAUGUUGGAAUGGAAUAUGAAUAUUUUCUCACUAAUUUAUUCAUUGGAUUUGUUUCCACAGAAGCUGAUGCUUGAAGAACAGACCACGAAAUUUGAAUGGCGCCUCUUAGCAACAUUAUUCUUUUAUAAUGCUCAAAGAGAUUCAUCUCCGAAAGAACCUCACGUGGCUUCUCCAUUGGCCCCAAUCUCCGGUCUCGCUCCGCCACUGGUACUCUCACGGCAUCUCGUUAUUGGCCGCCGCUUUUCGUCAGCGAUCGCACGGACUAUUCUUGAUGUCAUCGCGACUCACUGUCUAUGUCUAUCUGAAUCGCUUACGAUAUCACUCUGUAAUGUGAUUGGAUCCGUGAAUGGCUUAAUAUGCUUUACUACAUCAUCAUGGACACUGCUUCAAUGUGUUAGGAGUUUUGGGUGGAAAGCUUUGUGUGAUGUCGAGGGUAAGAGAAGCCCAGAGUAA
Molecule: messenger RNA, 474 nt
Organism: Lactuca saligna
Lineage: Eukaryota; Viridiplantae; Streptophyta; Magnoliopsida; Asterales; Asteraceae
Source: the annotation of a GenBank genome assembly